Orbicella faveolata is the source of this 13956-nucleotide messenger RNA. RefSeq names its product cytoplasmic dynein 1 heavy chain 1-like. Gene Ontology annotation, cellular component: axonemal dynein complex. Gene Ontology annotation, biological process: microtubule-based movement. Lineage: Eukaryota; Metazoa; Cnidaria; Anthozoa; Scleractinia; Merulinidae. Gene Ontology annotation, molecular function: dynein light intermediate chain binding; minus-end-directed microtubule motor activity; ATP binding. The record is from RefSeq and is a predicted model, not a curated record.
UGACUUCGGUCAACGUGGAAAAUAUAAAAGGAGUCGAAGACAUCUUUGUGAAAACUUCAAGUAAGAAAGGGUUGUGGUUGACAUUCGGCGACCAUGGAGUCGUCUUCUGAUGGAGGACCUAGUUCUCCAACUCCUCCAGAAGCCGCUGUGGUUGAUGUGAAGAAUUUUACGAAUUAUUUGCGUCGAAUUGUACCGCUUCUUCUCGAAGGUGACCCCGAGGUUCCUCUUGAGUUAGACACUUCUCUGAAAGACCCGCUGCACGUCGAUUACAUCAGGAAAUUCCUUGCUGAUGCGCAAACGAGAAGCCUUCUUGUCCAGCGAACGCCGCUGAAAGACGAAGAAGAAAGCGACGAAACCUCAUCGACAGAAAGUGGCGCUGAAAACGAGCGAGAAAAAGCGAUUUAUUCCAUCGAUUUAGAUGUUCAUUACACCGCGCCCAAACUCUCGAGUGUAGCGUUUAUCAAGCGAGGAGCGAUCGUAGAUGCCGACAAGAAGAUCACAUCGCAAAUUCGUGUGAUAAAUCUGAACGAAGGCUCCCCUUAUGAGACUUUGCACUCCUAUAUCAGCAACGCUGUGGCGCCAUAUUUCAAGUCGUUUGUCAGGAAAUCUGGAAAGGCAGACAGAGAUGGUGAUAAAAUGGUUCCUUCUGUGGAAAAGAAGAUCGCAGAGCUGGAAAUGGGAUUGCUUCAUCUGCAACAAAACAUUGACAUCCCCGAGAUUUCUCUGGCGAUUCAUCCUGUGGUGACAGCAAUGGUUAAGAAGUGUGCAGAAGAUGGACGGCGUCCUAAAGUACAAGAUUUUGGUGACAAAGUUGAGGAUUCAACCUUCUUGAAUCAGCUGCAGAAUGGUGUGAACAGAUGGAUCAGAGAAAUUCAAAAGGUUACCAAACUAGACCGUGAUCCAGCAUCUGGCACUGCUUUACAAGAGAUCAGCUUUUGGUUGAAUCUAGAGAGAGCCUUACUGAGGAUCCAAGACAUCAGAGAGAGUCCAGACAUUGCACUCACUCUAGACAUCUUAAAACAUGGAAAACGGUUUCAUGCUACUGUCAGCUUUGACACAGAUACAGGUUUAAAGCAAGCUUUGGCAACAGUGAAUGAUUACAACCCACUGAUGAAGGAUUUCCCCUUGGAUGACCUUCUGGCUGCCACAGAACUGGACAAGAUCCGUGCUGCACUGAGUGCCAUUUUCACUCAUUUGAAAAAGAUCCGUAGCACCAAGUAUCCAAUCCAAAGAGCCCUGCGCCUUGUGGAAGCCAUUUCCCGCGACUUGAGUUCACAGCUCCUGAAAGUUUUGGGUACCAGAAGAUUGAUGCACAUCACCCAUGAAGAAUUUGAAAAGAUCAUGAUCGCUUGUUUUGAAGUGUUCACAACCUGGGAUGAUGAAUAUGAAAAGCUUCAAACCUUGUUGCGAGACAUUGUGAAGAAGAAGAGAGAAGAAAACCUGAAGAUGGUGUGGAGGGUAAAUCCAGCUCACAAAAGACUUCAAGCAAGGCUUGACCAGAUGAGAAAAUUUCGCCGGCAGCAUGAACAACUACGGGCUGUCAUUGUCCGUGUUCUUCAGCCCCCAACUGUCAGCCAAGCCUCUCCACCCAGCCCUGGUGGUCCUCCAAAGACUGUCGAGGAUGAGGAGGUGAAGCCAGAAGCUCUGCUUGAUCCUGCUGAUGCUAACGCUAUUCAGGAAGUGAACCUUGCUUAUGAGAAUGUCAAGGAAGUUGAUGGACUUGAUGUGUCAAAAGAUGGCUCUGAGGCAUGGGAAGCAGCUAUUAAGAGGUAUGAUGAGCGCAUAGACAGAGUGGAGACUCGUAUCACAGCACGUCUACGAGACCAGCUCGGAACAGCUAAGAAUGCAAAUGAGAUGUUCAGGAUCUUCUCCAGGUUCAAUGCUCUGUUUGUGCGUCCACACAUCAGAGGUGCGAUCCGCGAAUACCAGACUCAGCUGAUCCAGAGGGUGAAGGAUGACAUUGAAGCGCUUCAUGACAAGUUCAAGAUCCAGUAUCCAUACAGCAAAGCCUGCAAGAUGAGUAAAGUUCGAGAUUUGCCUCCUGUAUCUGGCUCCAUCAUUUGGGCAAGACAGAUUGACCGUCAGCUAUCUGCAUACAUGAGGCGUGUGGAAGAUGUCCUUGGAAAAGGCUGGGAAAACCAUGUUGAAGGACAGAGGCUGAAGGCUGAUGGCGACAGCUUCAGGCAGAAAUUGAACACUCAGGAACUGUUUGAUGACUGGUCAAGAAAGGUUCAACAGCGAAAUCUUGGGGUUUCUGGACGAAUCUUCACCAUUGAAAGUACAAGAGCCAGGGGUGGUGGCAGAGGAAAUGUGUUGAAACUGAAAGUGAACUUCUUACCAGAAAUCAUCACACUCUCUAAAGAGGUUCGUAACCUAAAGUGGUUGGGUUUCCGAGUUCCAUUGGCAAUUGUAAACAAGGCACACCAAGCCAACCAGCUUUACCCAUUUGCCAUCUCACUUAUUGAAAGUGUGCGAACUUACGAGAGAACAUGUGAAAAGGUUGAAGAGAAGGGUUCUAUCUCACCUCUUGUUGCUGGUUUGCGAAAAGAUGUACAGGCUCUCGUUACAGAAGGUAUGGUUCUUGUUUGGGAAUCCUACAAGUUGGAUCCAUAUGUGCAGAAGCUAGCCGAGGCUGUGUUUAACUUCCAAGAAAAGGUUGAUGACUUGCUGAGUAGCGUUGAGAAGAUUGACAUUGAAGUGCGAUCCCUCGAGACUUGUUCCUACAACAGUCAUACAUUCAGGGAUGUUCUGGGUAAAGUUCAGAGAGCAGUGGAUGAGUUGAACCUUCAUUCCUACUCUAAUCUUCCUCAGUGGGUUGCGACUCUUGAUCUUCAGGUAAUACUGGAUGAACGACACUCGUCAGGUGGUCAGCAAUUUCUGGUUGUUGGUGCAGGCACAUUGCACCCCAUGGUAGUGAUGAUCAAAAUGGUUACUCUCUAUGUCAAACAUUUUUCUGUGCUUUGAUUCCAGGUUCAAUCUAAAGUCAACAUGAAGUACGACACAUGGCACAAGGAAAUCCUCAGCAAGUUUGCCUCACGCCUCGGAGAUAACAUGCAGGACUUUUAUGGCUCAGUCUCCAAGGCCCGUACUGAUAUGGAGCAGCAAACGAUUGAAGGAGCCUCGACAUCUGAUGCUGUUGGGUUCAUCACUGUUGUGCAGUCACUGAAGAGAAAGCUGAAGAACUGGGAGAAGAAUGUUGAGAUGUACAAAGAAGGCCAGCGUAUCUUGGAGCGACAGAGAUUUGCCUUCCCUCCAUCAUGGCUGUAUGUUGACAACAUUGAAGGAGAGUGGGGUGCAUUUAAUGACAUCCUGAAGAGAAAAGACUCCAGUAUUCAGACCCAGGUUGCCACUUUGCAAAUGAAGAUCAUCUCUGAGGACCAGGCAGUAGAAACACGCACUUCAGAGCUGCUGUUUGAAUGGGAGAAGGGCAAACCUGUUCAGGGCAGCACAAGACCUGAUGUAGCACUAAACAACUUGGCCAUUUUUGAGGGCAAGUUCUCCAGACUUAAGGAAGACAGAGACAAUGUCGCCAGGGCCAAGGAAGCUCUGGAACUGAUGGAACCAGGAACAUUGGUGGCUAGUGAUGAGCGAGUCCAGGUUGGUCUGGAAGAGUUACAAGACUUGAAGGGUGUGUGGUCUGAACUGGCGAAGGUUUGGGAGAAAGUGGAUGAGUUGAAGGAGAAACCAUGGCUUUCUGUUCAGCCUAGGAAGCUGCGUCAGUCACUUGAUGGUCUGUUGAAUGACAUGAAGAACCUUCCAGCUCGGCUCAAACAGUACUCUUCAUUUGAGUAUGUUCAGAAAACAAUCAAGACUUACUUGAAGGUUAACAUGCUGAUUGUUGAACUCAAGUCGGAAGCAUUGAAGGAGCGGCACUGGAAGACACUGAUGAGAAAGCUGCACGUCAACUGGGUGUUGAGUGAUUNGUGUUUAACCUUGGUGCAAACCUUUGUCUCUCUCCAGGUGGUCUUCAAGAAGCCUGUGUCAUUGAAGGAACAUCCCAAAGUGAAUGAAUGGCUGACAUGUGUCGAGUCUGAGAUGCGUACUACUCUGGCUACCUUACUGGCUGAGGCAGUGACUGAUGUACAACAGUUUAAUUCCGAGAGCAUUGAUGGGCAGCAGUACAUGAAGUGGGUUGAUGGAUUUCAGGCCCAACUUGUAGUUCUAGCUUCUCAGAUUGCAUGGUCAGAAAGCUGUGAAAACGCAUUGCAGACAAUCUCCUCAUCUUCCAACCAGAAAGACUUGGAGCCAAUGUUGAAGGUCCUCAGAGUUGUCGAAGCCACAUUGAACAUCCUGGCUGACUCUGUCCUGCAAGAACAGCCUCCAGUGAGACGACGCAAACUGGAACACUUGAUUAUUGAACAUGUUCAUCAACGUGAUGUGACACGCCAGCUGAUUGGUGCACAAGUCACAAGUACCAGGGCUUUUGAAUGGCUUAGUCAGAUGAGGUUUUACUUUGACCCGAAGCAGAAAGAUGUUCUUCAACAGCUGUCAAUCCACAUGGCCAAUGCCAAGUUUAAUUAUGGCUUUGAGUACCUUGGAGUUCAAGACAAGCUUGUCCAGACCCCGCUGACAGAUCGCUGUUAUCUUACCAUGACUCAAGCUUUGGAAGGAAGAUUAGGAGGGUCACCAUUUGGUCCUGCUGGCACAGGAAAGACAGAAUCAGUGAAAGCUCUUGGUCAUCAGCUGGGAAGAUUUGUGUUGGUCUUUAACUGUGAUGAGACAUUUGACUUCCAGGCCAUGGGCCGUAUCUUUGUAGGUCUCUGUCAGGUUGGUGCCUGGGGCUGCUUUGAUGAAUUCAACCGUUUGGAGGAGAGAAUGUUGUCAGCUGUGUCUCAACAAAUACAGACCAUUCAGCUGUCACUCAGAGAAGGCAGCAAUGACACAUCAGCAGCCAUUACCAUUGAGCUGGUUGGCAAGCAAGUGAGAGUGAGCCGUGACAUGGCAAUCUUCAUUACAAUGAAUCCAGGCUAUGCUGGAAGAUCCAACCUCCCAGACAACUUGAAGAAGUUGUUCCGUAGCUUGGCCAUGACUACUCCUGACAGGCAGCUCAUUGCACAGGUCAUGUUGUACUCACAGGGCUUCAGAACUGCAGAGAAACUGGCAACCAAGAUUGUUCCAUUCUUCAAACUUUGUGGAGAACAGCUUUCUAACCAGUCACAUUAUGACUUUGGUCUUCGUGCCCUGAAGAGUGUGCUGGUCAGUGCUGGUAAUGUCAAACGUGAGAAGAUUCAGAGGAUCAAAGAGAGUCUGACUGAAGAAGGGCAAGAGGCUGAUGAGGCAGCCAUCUCUGAGAGUCUAAACGAACAAGAGAUCUUGAUCCAGAGUGUUUAUGAGACAGUGGUGCCGAAACUUGUGGCAGAAGACAUCCCUCUUCUUCAAAGCUUGUUGUCAGAUGUCUUCCCUGGAGUGCGUUAUGUUGGUGCUGAGAUGAAGGGCCUCAAGGCUGAGAUUAAGAAAGUGUGCACAGAGAUGAACCUUGUAUAUGGAGAGGGAGAAGAACAAGGAAGUGCGUGGGUGGAGAAGAUCCUUCAGCUGUAUCAGAUCUCCCAGAUUCAUCACGGCCUGAUGAUGGUUGGACCCAGCGGCAGUGGCAAGUCCUCAGCCUGGCGCACACUGCUGAAAGCCUUAGAAAAUCUGGAGGGUGUCGAGGGUGUGGCACAUGUUGUUGACCCCAAGGCCAUCUCCAAGGAAGCCUUGUAUGGAACACUUGAUCCUAACACAAGGGAAUGGACUGAUGGAUUGUUUACACAUAUACUGAGAAAGAUCAUUGACAAUGUGCGAGGAGAGAUCAACAAGAGGCAGUGGAUCAUUUUUGAUGGUGAUGUUGAUCCAGAGUGGGUGGAGAACUUAAACAGUGUUCUGGAUGACAACAAGCUGUUGACUUUGCCAAAUGGUGAACGUCUAGGCAUUCCAUCCAAUGUGCGCAUCAUGUUUGAAGUGCAGGACCUACGCUUUGCAACUUUGGCAACUGUCAGCCGUUGUGGUAUGGUGUGGUUUAGUCAGGACGUCCUGUCAACUGAGAUGAUCUUUGACAACAACCUGUUCAUAAUGAAGAGAGUGCCAGUGGAAGAGGUUGAAGAGGAGACCAGACGCAUCAAACCUCAGGGACAGAAUGAAGAUGUUUUGUCACCUACAAUGCAGGUUCAGUGUGACUUUGUGGAUAUUAUCCAUGAGCAUUUCUCGUCAAAUGGUCUGGUUGUGAAGUGCCUGGAGUUUGCCUUCAAGCAGGAGCACAUCAUGGAUUUCACACGCAUGAGGGCACUGGAAUCAUUGUUCUCCAUGAUUCACCAAGGAAUCAGAAAUGUCCUUCAGUACAAUCAGCAACACCCUGACUUUCCAAUGGAGAGAGACCAGUUAGAACGUUAUAUCCCACGCUAUCUGAUCUUCUGCAUCUUGUGGGCAUUCUCUGGAGACUGCAAAUUGAAGACACGAGAAGACCUUGGAAGCUUCAUCAAGAGUAUCACCACAAUCCCCUUGCCAUCUAGUUCAACGUCAUCUAUUGUGGAUUAUGAGGUUACAAUCCAGGGUGAGUGGGUGCUGUGGCAGUCCAAGGUCCCACAGAUUGAAGUGGAAACUCACAAAGUGGCAGCACCAGACAUUGUAGUACCAACAGUAGACACUGUGCGACAUGAGGCGCUGUUGUACACCUGGCUGGCAGAGCACAAGCCAAUGGUACUCUGUGGCCCCCCUGGCAGUGGCAAGACUAUGACUCUCUUCAGUGCCUUGAGAGCUCUGCCUGAUAUGGAGGUUGUUGGCUUGAACUUCUCCAGUGCUACAUCUCCAGAGCUGCUCCUGAAGACAUUUGACCAUUACUGUGAGUACAGAAGAACUCCUAAUGGACUCGUCCUGGCUCCAGUACAGCUUGGAAAGUGGAUGGUGUUGUUCUGUGACGAGAUCAAUCUUCCGGACAUGGACAGCUAUGGUACCCAGCGAGUCAUUUCCUUCCUGAGGCAAAUCGUUGAGCAUGGUGGGUUCUACCGCACCACUGACCAGGCCUGGGUCACCAUCGAGAGGAUUCAGUUUGUUGGAGCUUGUAACCCUCCUACGGAUCCUGGCAGGAAACCAUUGUCACACAGGUUCCUACGUCAUGUACCAGUCAUCUAUGUUGACUACCCAGGUCCCACAUCUCUAACACAGAUCUAUGGAACAUUCAAUCGUGCAAUGUUGAGAAUUGUUCCACCACUGAGGAGCUAUGCACAGCCUUUGACAGAUGCCAUGGUCGAGUUCUACUCAAUGUCUCAGGAACGUUUCACCCAAGACAUGCAGCCACAUUACAUCUACAGUCCUCGUGAAAUGACUCGAUGGGUGAGAGGAAUCUGUGAAGCGUUGAAGCCUUUGGAGACUUUGUCAGUAGAGGGACUUGUUCGUCUCUGGGCGCAUGAAGCAUUGCGUCUCUUCCAGGACAGGCUGGUCGAAGAUGAUGAGCGUAAGUGGACAGAUGAGAACGUAAACAAUGUUGCUUUGAAACAUUUUCCCAACAUAGAUCGUAAUGCUGCUCUGGUGCGACCAAUCCUCUUCAGUAACUGGCUGUCUAAGGAUUACAUGCCUGUGGAACAGGAGGAGCUCAGAGACUUUGUGAAAGCCAGACUUAAGGUGUUUUAUGAGGAAGAGUUAGAUGUGCCAUUGGUGUUGUUCAAUGAAGUGCUCGACCAUGUUCUGAGAAUUGACAGAAUCUUUAGGCAGCCACAGGGUCACUUGUUGUUAAUUGGUGUGAGUGGAGCUGGUAAGACCACAUUGUCAAGAUUUGUGGCGUGGAUGAAUGGUCUAAGUGUUUUCCAAGUGAAGAUCCAUCGCAAGUAUUUGGCUGCAGACUUUGAUGAGGACUUACGAGCAGUCCUUAGACGUGCAGGCUGUAAGAAUGAAAAGAUUGUCUUCAUUUUGGAUGAAUCCAACAUUUUGGAGUCAAGCUUCUUGGAAAGAAUGAACACACUGCUGGCAAAUGGAGAGGUUCCAGGAUUGUUUGAAGGCGAUGAGUACACCACUCUGAUGACUCAGUGUAAGGAAGGUUCACAAAGAGAAGGACUUAUGCUCGACAGCAGCGAGGAGCUGUACAAAUGGUUCACACAGCAGGUCAUGAACAACUUGCACGUUGUUUUCACUAUGAAUCCGUCAUCAGAAGGUUUGAAGAGCCGAGCUGCUACUUCUCCAGCCUUGUUCAACAGAUGUGUUCUCAACUGGUUUGGAGAUUGGUCCACUGGUGCGCUGUAUCAAGUUGGCAAAGAGUUCACCAGCAAGAUUGACUUGGAGAAAUCAAAUUACACUCCACCAGACUACCUUCCCAAAGUCUAUGAAGACCUGCCCAUGCAUCCCAGCCACAGAGAAGCAGUCAUCAACGCAUUUGUGUAUGUUCACCAAACCCUGCACCAGGCCAACUCGAGGUUAGCUAAGAGAGGAGGUCGCGUGAUGGCCAUCACGCCUCGUCACUAUCUGGAUUUCAUUAACCACUACGUGAAAUUGUUUAACGAGAAGAGAUCUGACCUUGAAGAGCAACAGCUUCACUUGAAUGUUGGUUUGCAGAAGAUCCGUGAGACUGUAGACCAGGUUGAAGAGCUUCAAAAGAGUCUGUCACUCAAGAGUCAGGAACUGGAGGCAAAGAAUGCCCUUGCCAAUCAGAAACUCAAACAGAUGGUUAAAGACCAGCAAGAAGCAGAGAAGAAGAAAGUUGCAUCCAUGGAAAUUCAAGCUACGAUCGAGAAACAAACUAAGGAGAUAAAAGAGAAGCAAACCAGUGUGAUGGCAGAACUUGCCAAAGUAGAACCAGCCGUGCAGGAUGCAAAGAUGGCUGUUAAGUCGAUCAAGAAGCAGCAUCUUGUGGAGGUUCGUUCCAUGGGUAACCCUCCCCCUGCAGUCAAGCUUGCCUUGGAAUCCAUCUGUUUGUUGCUCGGAGAGCAGGCUACAGACUGGAGGACCAUUCGAGGUGUCAUCAUCAAGGACAACUUCAUUUCCACCAUUGUGAACUUCUCGACAGAGGACAUUUCAGAUGACAUCCGGAAAAUAAUGGUCAGCAAGUACCUCAGCAACCCUGACUACAACUUUGAGAAAGUGAACCGAGCCAGUUUGGCUUGUGGUCCUCUUGUGAAAUGGUCCAUUGCACAGAUCAGUUAUGCAGACAUGCUUACAAAGGUAGACCCAUUGAGGAAUGAACUAAAGAGCUUGGAGAUCGAAGCACAGGCCAGCAGAAUCAAGGCGGACGAAAUUAGCCAUGUUAUCGCUGAACUUGAGAAGAGUAUUGCACGCUACAAAGAGGAAUAUGCCGGGCUGAUCAGUCAGGCCCAGGCUAUCAAGGCCGACCUUGCCGCAGUUGAAGCUAAGGUGAGUCGCAGCACUGCUCUGUUGCGAAGUCUGUCAGUAGAGAGGCAGAGAUGGGAGACAGGCAGUAACGCCUUCCAAACACAGAUGGGUACUAUUGUGGGAGAUGUGCUUCUGUCAUCAGCCUUCCUGGCUUAUGCAGGGUACUUCGAUCAACAGCUUCGUCAGAAUCUCUUCACCUCCUGGGCAGCUCAUUUACAACAAGCAAACAUUCAGUUUAGACCUGAUAUUGCACGAGUAGAGUAUUUGUCCACUGCUGAUGAGCGACUCCAAUGGCAAGCCAACUGCUUACCAGCAGAUGAUCUGUGCACAGAGAAUGCCAUUAUGUUGAAGAGGUUCAACCGCUACCCUCUGAUCAUUGACCCGUCAGGACAAGCCACUGAGUUCUUGCUGAACGAGUACAAGGGAAGAAAGAUCAACAAAACAAGUUUCCUUGAUGAUGCCUUCCGUAAGAAUCUAGAGAGUGCUCUGAGGUUUGGCAACCCUCUUCUUGUUCAGGAUGUUGAAAGUUACGAUCCAAUCCUCAACCCUGUGUUAAACCGUGAGUUACGUCGCACUGGCGGUCGAGUUCUUAUUACUAUAGGAGACCAGGAUAUUGAUUUGUCACCGUCAUUUACCAUCUUCCUCUCCACAAGGGACCCUACGGUGGAGUUUGCUCCAGACCUGUGCAGUCGAGUGACGUUUGUAAACUUCACAGUGACUCGCAGCAGUCUACAGAGUCAGUGUUUGAAUCAAGUGCUGAAAGCUGAGAGACCUGAUGUGGAUAAAAAGAGAUCUGACCUUCUUAAGCUUCAAGGCGAAUUUCAUCUUCGCCUUCGCCAUCUUGAGAAGUCUUUGCUGCAAGCCUUGAAUGAUGCCAAAGGAAGAAUCCUUGAUGACGAUAGAAUCAUUGCAACUCUGGAAAAGCUCAAGGAAGAAGCGGCUGAGAUCACUCGUAAAGUAGAAGAGACGGAUGUGGUGAUGGCGGAGGUUGAAGCUGUAUCAGAUCAGUACGGAGCUCUGUCACACUACUGUAGCAGUAUCUACUUCACUAUGGAAGGACUGAACUUGGUUCACUUCCUGUACCAGUUCUCUCUGCAGUUUUUCCUGGAUAUAUUUCAGUGCGUGUUGUACGAGAAUCCCAAACUGAAAAACAUGAAAGAUCCACAGCAGAGGUUGAAAGUUUUGUCAAGCGACUUGUUCCAGGUCGUUUACAACAGAGUCGCCCGUGGCAUGAUGCACGAUGACAGAAUCACGUUUGCCAUGUUACUAUGCCGUAUUUAUCUACGUGGACUGCCUGGAGAGACUGAAUAUGAGGAUGAGUUUGAGAUGUUUUUGCGUGGAGGAGAAACUGUGCUGUCAGGAAAGCCACCGAAAAUUGACGGACUUGCACCUGAACAGGCCGCAGCCGUGGUUCGUUUGUCCAAGCUGCCUGCUUUUAAGGAGCUCCAAGCAUACAUGAAGUUCAACCGUAAGGAUUUCUUUGAGUGGCUGGAGUCGGGUAAACCUGAACGCAAUGUGCCGGCUUGCUGGGACUCUGAACUUUCUCUGUCAAACCAUGGCCAAGCCGUUCAUCAGUUGUUAGUGAUCCAAGCGUUACGUCCUGACCGAAUGUUGGCCAUGAGUCACAAAGUUGUGCAAACAAUCCUCGGCGAGAACUUCAUGCACGAUGCAGAGCAAGGACUGGACCUAGCAUCUGUUGUUGAAAAUGAGGUCAAGGCCUCUACGCCACUGUUGCUGUGUUCCGUGACAGGCUAUGAUGCAAGCGGAUGGGUGGAUGAUCUUGCUGCAGAACAGAACAAACAGUGCACUUCCAUUGCCAUCGGGUCUGCUGAGGGUUUCAGUCUUGCUGACAAAGCUAUCAACUCUGCUACCAAGUCUGGAAGGUGGGUUCUGCUAAAGAACGUUCAUCUGGCUCCUCAAUGGUUGGUAACUCUGGAGAAAAAACUGCACUCCUUGAACCCACACGCCAGCUUUAGGCUGUUCAUGACCAUGGAGAUUAAUCCAAAGCAAGUUCGUUCAAGUAGUGAGAGCUGUCUUUUGCUGUUUUCACAGGCCGCAGCCGUGGUUCGUUUGUCCAAGCUGCCUGCUUUUAAGGAGCUCCAAGCAUACAUGAAGUUCAACCGUAAGGAUUUCUUUGAGUGGCUGGAGUCGGGUAAACCUGAACGCAAUGUGCCGGCUUGCUGGGACUCUGAACUUUCUCUGUCAAACCAUGGCCAAGCCGUUCAUCAGUUGUUAGUGAUCCAAGCGUUACGUCCUGACCGAAUGUUGGCCAUGAGUCACAAAGUUGUGCAAACAAUCCUCGGCGAGAACUUCAUGCACGAUGCAGAGCAAGGACUGGACCUAGCAUCUGUUGUUGAAAAUGAGGUCAAGGCCUCUACGCCACUGUUGCUGUGUUCCGUGACAGGCUAUGAUGCAAGCGGAUGGGUGGAUGAUCUUGCUGCAGAACAGAACAAACAGUGCACUUCCAUUGCCAUCGGGUCUGCUGAGGGUUUCAGUCUUGCUGACAAAGCCAUCAACUCUGCUACCAAGUCUGGAAGGUGGGUUCUGCUAAAGAACGUUCAUCUGGCUCCUCAAUGGUUGGUAACUCUGGAGAAGAAACUGCACUCCUUGAACCCACACGCCAGCUUUAGGCUGUUCAUGACCAUGGAGAUUAAUCCAAAGGUUCCAGUGAAUUUACUGAGGGCUUCCCGAGUGUUUGUGUUCGAGCCUCCUCCGGGUGUGAAGGCUAAUCUGUUGCGAACCUUCAGCGCCGUACCUGCAGCAAGGAUGUGUAAGGCUCCCAGUGAGAGAGCUCGUCUGUAUUUCCUGUUAGCGUGGUUCCAUGCCAUUGUUCAAGAGCGUCUGCGUUAUGUUCCUCUUGGAUGGUCCAAGCGUUACGAGUUCAGUGAGUCAGAUUUGCGAGUCGCCUGUGACACACUUGACACCUGGCUGGAUUCUGUCGCUCAGGGCCGUACCAAUCUGCCUCCUAACAAAGUUCCAUGGGACGCCAUACAAACACUGUUGUCCCAGGCCAUCUAUGGUGGACGUAUUGACAACGAUUUUGAUCAGCGCCUCAUGACUUCCUUUGUGAAUCGCCUCUUCACUGUUAGUAGUUUUGAGUCAGACUUUCCGUUGGUUCUUGAUGUAGAUGGAGAAAUGGGCAAAAAGAUCGUCAUGCCAGAAGGAAUCAGGCGAGAACAAUUUCUGCAGUGGACUGAAGCUCUUCCUGAUGCCCAGUCUCCCUCAUGGCUCGGCCUGCCCAAUAAUGCAGAGAAAGUACUGCUCACCACGCAAGGACAAGACAUGGUUACUAAGCUACUUAAGAUGCAGAUGUUGAGUGAUGACGAUGAGCUGGCCUACUCCCCAGACUCCGCUAGCUUAGGCCAGCCUCUUGAAGUCGAGUUUCCACCAAUCAUGCAUGGGAUUCACGAUGAGCAAAAAAGACGAGAGAGUGAUCCCCGCCCAGCUUGGAUGAGGACCUUACAUACCACAGCUACUAACUGGCUCAGUAUGAUACCCAAAGACUUGACUCCAUUGAAGCGUACCUUGGACAACAUCAAGGAUCCACUUUUCCGCUACUUUGAACGCGAGGUUAACACUGGAUACCAGCUAUUGAACACCAUCCGAGAGGACCUCAAUCACAUAGUGCUCGUAUGUGAGAGCCAAAAGAAGCCCACCAACUAUCUUCGAAAUCUCAUGAGCGACUUGGUUAAGGGUAUCUUGCCGUCAAACUGGCGGCGUUACACCGUGCCAAAAGGCUUAACUGUUCUUCAGUGGGUUGCAGACUUCAGUGAUCGUGUUAAACAGCUGCAGAAGAUAUCACAUGCCGCUAAUACUGGUGGAGCCAAGGGUCUUAAGAAUCUGCAUAUCUGGUUGGGUGGCAUGUUCGUUCCUGAAGCGUACAUCACAGCCACUCGACAAUUCGUCGCUCAGGCAAACAACUGGUCUCUUGAAGAACUGGCUCUAGAGGUAACCAUCGCUAGUGGUCCAGAUGAUCGACUGACUAUUGAUGACUGUAGCUUUGGAAUAAAAGGUUUGAGGCUUCAGGGAGCCCGUUGCCAAGACAACAAGUUAGAACUGACAGCAACAAUUUCAACAGACCUCGCGCUGACCAGCCUUAAGUGGAUCAGAGUUGAAGUAGGAUCUGCUGAUCUUCAGGAGGGGAAGGUUACUCUUCCCGUGUAUCUCAACCAGACACGUACCGAGCUCCUAUUCACUCUUAACAUGGCAACCAGAGGUGAAGCCGCUGGUCGAGAACACCGCUUUUAUGAGCGAGGUGUGGCCUUCCUGGCGUCCUCUUUGAGUGGCUGAUAUCACGUGAUUAACACGUGAUUUGGCUCCGUUUUCCUUCCCCGAUUUCAAAUGAAGCAGAUUAGGUUGUUCUAGAAUUAAUCACAAGUGUUACAAACUGGUGUCAUACUUAGUUAGUGGACCUCAAUCGAAUUUAAUCUGGUACGCAACAACUUAUCGUCAGAAGUAUUGUCAAACGUUAUCUGUCCGUAGUUGGACAAUAAACGAAUCUUGGCAAAGGUCUGUUAGUUACCUACAAUAAGGCAUUCUUAGAAACAUUAGGUUAUGUUGUAAUACCGCAACUUUAGGUCUUAAUCGUCUUAAUGUUAUUGUUAACAGUAGAAAGCUGAAACCAUUUAGCAAGAUAAUAAAUAUGGGGCUAAUAUGGUGAAAUUA